Messenger RNA from Ceraceosorus guamensis, 1275 nucleotides. Its product is annotated as 60S acidic ribosomal protein P0. Gene Ontology annotation, cellular component: cytosolic large ribosomal subunit. Gene Ontology annotation, biological process: ribosomal large subunit assembly; cytoplasmic translation; ribosome biogenesis. The record is from RefSeq and is a predicted model, not a curated record. Gene Ontology annotation, molecular function: large ribosomal subunit rRNA binding; structural constituent of ribosome. The coding region runs from base 151 to 1107 and encodes 318 amino acids. The transcript has 3 exons. Lineage: Eukaryota; Fungi; Basidiomycota; Exobasidiomycetes; Ceraceosorales; Ceraceosoraceae.
GCUUGGGUGCAGCGAACCACCACCAUACUGAACAAAGCACAACCUUGAAGAGCCUUAAUCUCCUUUGAUCCGCCGGUCCGCGUUCACUGGUGGCUCUUCGUCUCGCAGCUCGAAACAACUUUUAUCCCACCUGACCAACCGACAGCAACCAUGGGCGUCUCUCGCGACAGCAAGGAGGCCUGGUUCGUUCGCCUCAACGAGUACCUGGAGAAGUACCCCUCCAUCUUCAUCGUCAAUGUCGACAACGUCGGAUCGUCCCAAAUGUCUCAGAUUCGCCAGUCUCUGCGUGGAAAGGCGACUGUGCUGAUGGGCAAGAACACUAUGGUUCGCAGAGCUCUGCGUCUCAUCGUCAGCGAGCGUCCCGAGCUCGAGAAGCUUGCUCCCCACGUCAAGGGAAACAUUGGUUUCGUCUUCACCUCUGGAGAUCUCAAGGAUGUUCGUACCUCCAUCCUGGCCAACCGUGUGGCUGCUCCUGCACGUGCUGGUGCCUACGCACCCGCCGAUGUCUUCGUCCCUGCCGGCAACACUGGUAUGGAACCAGGCAAGACCUCUUUCUUCCAGGCUCUUGGUAUCCCUACCAAGAUUGCUCGUGGUACCAUCGAAAUCGUGUCUGACGUGAAGGUCGUCGAGGGUGGAACACGUGUUGGCUCUUCCGAGGCCACCCUGCUCAACAUGCUCAACAUCUCUCCCUUCACCUACGGAAUGACGGUUGUGCAGAUCUACGACAACGGAGCCAUUUUCGACUCGAGUGUUCUGGACGUUGAGGAGAAGACGCUCACCGACAGGUUUGCCCAGGGUAUCACUCAGAUCGCAGCCAUCUCUUUGGCUCUGAACUACCCCACCAUCGUGUCGGUCAGCCACUCCCUGGUCAACGCGUACAAGAACCUGCUCGCCGUGUCGCUUGCAACUGACUACGAGUUUGAGGGAUCUGCCCAGGCCAAGGCCUACCUCGCCGACCCCUCGGCGUUUGCCGCUGCUGCCCCAGCAGCUGCUGCCGCGGAGGCUGCUCCUGCCGCCGCUGAGGCCGCGCCUGCCAAGGAGGAGGAGAAGGAGGAAUCUGAUGACGACAUGGGCUUCGGUCUCUUUGACGUGAGUUUGGACCCGUGACUUCUGCAGACAAGCUCUGCGCAGCUCUUCUUGCUCGGCGGCAGGAUCGCACAGCCUCCAUACAGUAUCAGCAUCUGACACCUUUAUCAUCCCAUCACCUUCGCAGUAAAUGCAAACUCAAGUCUUGACGCAAUAGACGUUCUCGAACGCUCUGCGCAAUCUAGAGCC